Molecule: messenger RNA, 5310 nt
Organism: Patella vulgata (common limpet)
Lineage: Eukaryota; Metazoa; Mollusca; Gastropoda; Patellidae
Product: E3 SUMO-protein ligase ZNF451
Exons: 11
Coding region: 139-2973 (944 amino acids)
Source: RefSeq, a predicted model, not a curated record
CGGAAAUUUGUUUAUUUGACAGAAAUCCGUCUAUACAAUAAAUGGUAAUUUGUAGAAUAUACCUGUGAUGACAGAAAUUAAAUUCAUAGCAGUUUUUCCAGUGUUAAAUUUUCGUGCAAUUAACAGUCAGAUGCAUAGAUGGAUAAAAAAGAUGAUCAUAGACCUAAUGAGGUACCGAAAUUUGGAUUAUUAGAUAGUAUCGGGGCUGUAUUUGCUCAAAGAAAUCAAGAAAGAGAAGAAAGGAGACGUAUUGCCAGAGUAAAAGAUGAAGUAGCAAGAGCACAUGGUCAAUAUCUACGUCAAAAUGUUGUAUCUAAAGAUGAAUAUGAUAGAGCUGGAUCUGUUGUUUCACAAUGGGCAAAGAAAAACGGAAUCGGCCAGGAAACUCAGAGGCUGCUUAAUAGAAAAAAUAAGGCAAUACCCGGAAGAGAAAGAUCCAUGAAAAGAAAGAGAACAAACCCUGAAAGUGAAACCCCUCCAAAGACAACCCCAAGACGUCCAUUGUCCUGUGAUGCCAUUAAUAGAGAUUUACAAAAUACUGUUAUUCUAGACCAAAAUAAGCGUUAUAAAGCAAAGGCAUCAGCUACAUGUACCACAAGUUCUAGUUUUAAUAGUGUUAUUAGGAUAAACUCAGAUUUAGAGAUAUCUAGUGCUUCAGUAACAAAUGAAAAUGAUAUAGUAGAUUUAACUAAUUCACCGCUUACAAUCCAUGAUAGUAUACCUUCAGACACAUUCUAUAAAUGUAAUGUAAUAAAUUGUGAUUUAGUGUUUGAUUCACAACCUUUAUGGAAAAAUCAUGAAGUCCAAGGAGUCCAUUCCACAUGUAAUCCUUUCUUAAAUUUGAUAAAUGGUGCUCUGUCUGACAGACCGAUUCAAUACUGCUGUCCUAAAUGUGAGGAAAUAUUUCAGAGAAAGAUAGAAUGUCAAGAACAUAUGAUUUUUGACAAUCAUCUGCCAAUAUUAUUGCCAAUAUCCUUAUGUGGGUAUAUGUGUCCCCAGUGCUGUAUGAUCUUCAGUAGCAUUGUUUAUUGCCAUACUCAUAUGUCCAAGAAUAACCAUUUUCAAACUACUUAUCAAUUUUCUGGAGAUUUUCAAGGUAUUGAGUCCAGAUCUGUACCCAUGCCAUCUUAUCUUGCUGAGCAGUUUUAUCAAAAAUGUUCAAAUGUUGGUUGUGAAGUAAAAUGUAUUGAAUGUAAUGUGGAAUUAAAAACCAAGGAUGAGAUAAUUUCCCAUGACUUAGACCAAACUAGAACUCAUCAAUUAAUUACAACAUCGUUGUCCACACCUGAGGAGGUAUUUGCAGAAUUCUUGACUGACAAGUGUUGUAGUACAUGUAGUAAAAUUGUAUGGAAUAUUGAUGCAGGAAACGGUUUUCAUCAAUGUGAUGAUAAUAAUUUAGGAUGGUUAAUAGACCACGAUUGUAAAACAUUCAUAGAAUUUGUACGAAGAUGUGGUAUAAAAGAACAUUUUAAUGUUAUCUCAGUUAAAGAAUCAGAUGCCCAGAAGGAAGUUUACCAUAUAAAUGCACCUUCCAAAUAUACACAUGAAGCAACUAUCUCUAUACACCAUGAUUUUAGCAAUAAGACAUCUACAACAUAUCCUUAUUUCUGUAUCCUUACUUACAUUGCCAAUCUGAAUCAAUACAGUAAUAUUACUGUCUGUAUACAGUAUUUUCACUAUCUUAACAGGAAUUCAAAUGCUAACAGUGAUUCUAAUAACAAAGCGACAUAUCCAAUACAGCUUCCUAAUCAGUGUGAUUGUAAUAUUCUUUUGUUGUCUAUAUCUAAUUCUAAUGUUGUAAAACGAAGUGUAGAAAUGAUAGACUCAGUUUUAAAUGUAACAGCUUAUUAUAAAACUAAUACACAAGGAAGCGAAUCUAGUCCUUCUCAUGUCAAUAAUAAAUAUCUCAUGAUAGGUGAUGAAUUUCAUGAUGUGUUAGAUUCUCAGUCUCAUUCAUCAAGUAUGGAUUCUUUUCUAUCUUGUUCAAGUUUACUAGAUUCGUGUCAUAGUAUUGCUCCAAAUAUUUCAAAACCAGAUAGAAAGAGAAAAAGAGAUUCUAGUACAGAUGGUAUUGAUGAUAGCCAGCCAUCAGUUUCUACAUGGGUAUUUAACUCCAGUAACCAGAAAGUUGAAUCCUUGCCAAAUUUAAACUGUUUGUCUCAAGCGGGUCCCACUACAAGAUCUUCAGAUAAAAAUUCCCCUUCUAAAAGAUAUCUGAAAUUAUCUGAAUCACCCACAGAGAAAGUAUCUGAGACUAGAAAUCAGAGUAGUGGGGAAAGCAGCCAAUCAAACAACUCUGCACAGGAAUCAUUUAAUUUUAGUUACCCUUUAAAACCUCCACAGAAUGAACUCUCAAACCAGAAUAUGCCGAAAGAUCAACACUUGACAGCUAAACUUUCUAAAAAUGCUCGAAAGAAACUUCGACAGAGAUUACAAUAUGAAGCUGAAAAAAAGGAACUAGCUUUGAAUAAACCAAGUACUUCCUCUUUAAAACUAACAUGUCUUGAUUCUCCAGAUACUGAUGGUGAUAUAUCAACCAAAAACCUUAGCCGAAUGCAUCUUUUGAUAUUUCUUGACCUAGAUAACUGGCAUGGCUUUUUUAAAAAAUUGCCCCACUGUUUACCUGAUAAAACUUUUGUUUGGACUUUUUAUGGAGGCAAUACAAUCUGGAAACCACCAAAGUCACUUCCAUUUUUAAAGUUGAAAAAAGCCAAAUGCUUCCACCUACACAGUCAGUGUGGUAAAACUAAGGAUGCUUCAGAUUUUGCUAUCUGUUUUACUAUUGGAAAAAUGGAUGAUCGAUUACCAAAGUCAGUUCCCUUUGCAAUUUUGUCUGGUGAUCGUGGUUUCUGUGAAAUUGAAAGACAGAUGAAGAAUUCUUCCAGACGGGCGGUUGUAAUUGAUCCUCAUGAAGCACAUAAACAUAGUGAUUAUAUGAUUUAUACAAUGAUACUUAGUGUCAUGCAGUCAUAAACAGUUAGAAUCACCUAAAAUGUUUUUAACUGGUGAUGUUUGUUAUGUAUAAUUACUUUCCAUUUGUGCCUUGCCUUUAUCAAAUUAAGGUGUAAUUAUGUCACAACCAAUUUUAUAUUCAAAUGUGAUUGUAUAUUGUAGUUGUCAGUCCGCCGUUAACGAUUUCUUGUGAACACUUUUUAUUUAUCAUCUGAUCGUUUUGAAAUUAAAUUCAAUAAUUUCCAUUAAUUACUUCUAGAUUUAUAGCCCUUGUUUCGAUUUCCUAGAACUUUGUGAACACUCAAUAGUUAUCAUCCGAUCUUUAUUGAAUUGAUAUGCAUUUUUUGAAUGAGUACAACGAAGAAGCCUAUCGCAUUUCAAUAAUUUCAGUUAAUUACUUCUAUAGAGUUCUGGCCCUUGUUUCACUUUGUAGAACCUUGUGAUCGCUCAAACGACAAAGCUUUUCAUCCAGUCUGUAUAAAGUUGAUAUCAGUGUUUGGCAGGUGCUCUCAUUAUCUACAAAAGAUAAAAUAUGUGACAACCCUUGUAGACUGCCUGGAAAAUUUAGCUGGCAACCUAUCUUUCCUUUCAUUAUAAAAAAUUGCUGUCAAAGUUAACCAUUAAUUAUAUUUAUGAGAAAUCCUGUUUCCUGUUACUGUCUUAUGAUUUUGUUUUUUGUGUUAAUAUUGUCCACGAAUUCUUGGUAUCAAAAUUCUCAAAAUGUCUUUGUAUCUCUUUAACUAUUAUUACAGAUGGCAUGUUAAUUGAAAAAGAACUGUAAAGUAGGUCUAAUAAUUCGCUGGAAUACAUGUAGAAUAUAUUGCUUUAUAAUAGCUCUAAUUUAUAGAGACUCAUAGUAAUGUUGUCCUUUGUCGGUUAAAUCAGAUUUAUAGGUGUGAGCUUAAUUAAUUAUAAUUCUUGUUCAUUGUAUUCAAGUGUGAAAUAGCUUUAUUUAAGGUCCACCAAAGUAACCUUUAAGUGUAUGCAUGCCAUUUAUACAUUUGUUAACUGUAAAACAAGAAAUUAAUGAUUGGACAACAUUAAUGCUGUCACCAGUUUCAUUUAUUGUAAUACACAUUUCUAUUUAGUAGCAUAAUAAAAUAAAGUAUGUGUCAUUCUAUGAGUAAACAGCAACCUUGUCAAACAUGACACCCCUCAAACCAAUUAAAUGAUUAAUUAGUUGUUAAGCAUCAGUGUCAUUAAUGGCACAAAAUAUUGCCCAAGAACGUAUUUAUAUUUACUCUCCUCGAGUCGCAAUAAUUUAAUAACAUAAAUUUCUUGUUUUACAGUACCUAUUUAGGAAUCGAACUGAUAUCAUUCCUUUAUGAAAAUAUACUGUUAAUGAUGCCAUUUUAUUAGUCACAAUAUUACUUUAUCACAUCAAACCUAACCAAGGAUUAAUGACUAAAUUUACAGGUAGCUAUUUACGUGAUGACCUAAGCUCUCAGAUUUAGCUGAAAAAUGUUCAGGUUUUUACAUCUUUGACAGAAUGUAUUACCACUAUGAAUUCAUCAUUUGUGGGAGUUGAAUGCCUUGCAAACUACAAUAUUCUGAAUCAAUUAUCAGUCUGAAAAUGUUUCAAUUCCAUUCAGUAUUGAUAUUUUUUUCAAUUAAAUAUUAAAUAAUCAAUUUGAGUACAUUUUAGAAUGAAUAAAAAAAGAUAUUGCCUGAAAAAUGCAAACAACAGCAUUAAAUUACUGCUUGUAUCAUUUCAAUGCGACUGCAAUGUGUUUUGUUCUGUGCUAAUCUGUGAAAAGCUAUAUGGAAUUGGUUAUGGUGAUAUUUGUAAAAUGUUUUUGCAAAUUACAUUUACAAAAAAAAAAUAUCCACAAAUCCUGACAUACUCACAAGAAAUGCAAAAGAAAUAUAUUCCUUUCAUUCAGUUAUGUAAACAAAUGGAAUGAACAAAAUCAAGGCCUGAGAGUCUGAUCUUCUCAUUACCAUACCUUACCAACUAUAAGUUUAAAGCCUUUUCAAGAUGGGUACCCUGUCACCUCAAAUUCUACGAGACAUGAAAUUCAAUUAAUUAUUUUUAGAGGGGAAACUUUCACCUAGUAUGCCAUUACCAUGAUGUCUGUCUCCUGUUUUGAAAUUUAAUGUUUUUUCGAUUACUGUGUUAUGAUGUGUUUCAUAUGACCAUGUGGUAUUGUACAAUAUCCAUAUACAUUUGUAUUAAGAGUCUUUGACACUACACAAGCUGGCAAAUACAUGUUCAAGGGAUGUAGAAUUUAUAUUUUAUGUCUUAUUUUGUCUUUCUUCUUUUCUAAUAGUCGAGUUAUAACUAAUAACUAAACUGACUAGAAUGACAUGGAAGUAAUAUUAUAACCUUUUAUUCACUUACUUUAUAUGUAAACAAAU